UUUACCGACACGUUUGGCUUCAGAGUUACUGCCCAUUCCGGAAGUCCUUUUUAUGUUUUGGCCGAAGUGAAAAGGCUUCAAGAUGAAGUUUAACAAGGCAGUGUCUGGUUCCAGAAGGAAGAACAGGGCUCGUCAUUUCAAUGCCCCCUCUCAUAUCAGAAGGAAAAUCAUGAGUGCUCCUUUGUCAAAAGAGCUGAGAGCAAAGUACAAUGUGAGAAGUAUGCCCAUUCGUAAAGAUGAUGAAGUUCAGGUUGUCCGUGGCCACUACAAAGGACAGCAGAUGGGCAAGGUUGUUCAAGUCUACAGGAAAAAAUUUGUCGUCUACAUUGAGCGAAUCCAGAGAGAGAAGGCCAAUGGAGCAAAUGUCCAUGUAGGCAUUCAUCCAUCAAAGACCGUCAUUGUGAAAUUGAAGCUCGACAAGGACCGCAAGAAGAUCCUGGAGAGGAAGGCAAUGAGCCGCGCCAAGGCAAUGGCAGACAAGGGAAAAUACACAGAAGAGACCAUGGAGAGUUAGUUGGAAUGUGUAUUGAAUAAAUGAAGUUACAACUUA
Messenger RNA from Aplysia californica (California sea hare), 550 nucleotides. Its product is annotated as 60S ribosomal protein L26. The coding region runs from base 83 to 514 and encodes 143 amino acids. Gene Ontology annotation, molecular function: structural constituent of ribosome; RNA binding. The transcript is spliced from 4 exons. NCBI's taxonomy places the organism in Eukaryota, Metazoa, Mollusca, Gastropoda, Aplysiida, Aplysiidae. Gene Ontology annotation, cellular component: cytosolic large ribosomal subunit; ribosome. The record is from RefSeq and is a predicted model, not a curated record. Gene Ontology annotation, biological process: ribosomal large subunit biogenesis; cytoplasmic translation.